Molecule: messenger RNA, 573 nt
Organism: Leucoraja erinaceus (little skate)
Lineage: Eukaryota; Metazoa; Chordata; Chondrichthyes; Rajiformes; Rajidae
Gene: ndufa11
Product: NADH:ubiquinone oxidoreductase subunit A11
Exons: 4
Coding region: 116-505 (129 amino acids)
Biological process (GO): mitochondrial respiratory chain complex I assembly
Source: RefSeq, a predicted model, not a curated record
UACACCUUUGGUCACGUGUGCGCGGGGUCACGUGUGGUCGAGGCCUGCUCUCCCCGGGUCAGCCUGUCCUUUGGCGGCGCCGACAUGGGGCUCGACGGCUACUGGGACUCGGCCGAUGGCGACCAGUGUCCGGCCAAAACCUGGCAGGCCACGCGGCUCGGGGCUGGCCUCGGUAGGUCUUGUUGGUUCAGCGUAUCAUAUUGUUGCAAUGCCUCCGACAAAUGCCAUUGAUGCCAUUCAACGAGGAGUCAAUGGCACCUUGACAAUGGCUACAGUUGGUGCAAUUUUUGGAAUAACUACCUGCUUAACUGCACAUUUCCGAGACACCAACGAUGAUCCAUUGAAUUAUUUCAUUGGUGGUUGUGCCUCGGGAAUCUUUCUCGGAGUACGAGCUCACAGCUACAUGACUGGCACAGCAGCCUGUCUGUGUCUAGGUGCUGUUGCAUCUCUCACAAAGAUGGGCAAGAUGGAAGGCUGGCGUUUAUCUGGACCUCCCAAACUUUGAAAGCAGCUGAAGCAGCCUCAAACUUGUAAUAUAAUAUUUCUUGUCCAUUAAAAAGAAUGUCAAUUCUG